Varroa destructor (honeybee mite) is the source of this 6924-nucleotide messenger RNA. RefSeq names its product Ubiquitination factor E4B (gene Ube4B). Gene Ontology annotation, cellular component: cytoplasm; ubiquitin ligase complex; nucleus. The record is from RefSeq and is a predicted model, not a curated record. Gene Ontology annotation, molecular function: ubiquitin-ubiquitin ligase activity. NCBI's taxonomy places the organism in Eukaryota, Metazoa, Arthropoda, Arachnida, Mesostigmata, Varroidae. Gene Ontology annotation, biological process: ERAD pathway; ubiquitin-dependent protein catabolic process; protein polyubiquitination.
UCUACACUACCAGAAGGAGACUCGCCGCCGAUUGGUUCGUUAUAAUUCCGUCGUUUUACCGCUGUUCGUUUGCAUCGCGUUCGGUCGAUGUCAUCCCGUCUAUUAACGAGAGAGGCAGACAGUUAAUUCGAUGGUGCGGCCGCUACCUAGAUAGAAUCUAGAUAGUAAGUGUCGAAAGUGGUGGGGCAGCAAAGUAAAAAAAAGGACCGAGCAGAUAGGACAGCAGCCUGUCUGGCUAGCUGGGUGAGCGAAAACGAGCGAACCGCUGAGUCUGCCGCUACGGUAGUGGCACAGAGGCCAAUCACCAAGUUCUACAGAAAACUAGCAGUAGUAGAAUUUCUGCUAGAGCUGCGUGAUUACCAUUUAUGUUACUGGCCGAAGAAGGAUUUCAGCAGGAAAAGUGCAGUGGAACGGCCGGUUCGCGGAUCUGCCCAUCCGGCCAGGACCAGCCGUACUCCAGUUGGGCUGCAACAGCGACCUGCCAUCAGUAGAAGCCGGAAUAGAACUGCGGUUUAACCGCGGGGACAGUUGAUACCAGUGAAGUUGAUUGUGAUUUUCGUUAGGUUCUGCGUUUUCGAACGGAGAAAUUGGAAAAAACUUUCGACAAGCGAAAUUCUUACUGCAGGAGAUCCGCUGCACAAACGCCGAUUGUCUAGGACUCAGCAACUAUUGCAGUGGCAGGGCAGACAUUUUUCGAUCAGUCGGUCAAUCGUGGAAAAGAGUGUCCCUACAUUACCCUUUUGGAUGCAUAUGUAGAACUGCAUGUAAUUAUUGUUGAGUUUGUUGUCGUAUUAUGUCGUGUGUGCGUAUGCGGAUGUGUCUCCAUAUAAUCUCAUUUUCGUGUACGUCGUCCUAUGUCGAACCAACCUUGCGAUCUAUGCUAUUUCUUGUCGUCUGAUUGGCAGAAAGAGCCAGACGUCCAUAACUGCACAGGAAUGAGAUUGUUCCUCUCUGCUAAGUUUGUCGGAAGAGCGCAAAAAUCGAGGCUAGAUUAAAAAACAAAUCUUCUUUUCAAACAAGCUAUUACCGGAAUCGUCUCAGAUAUUUCGACGACUGACCUACUGUUCGCGUUCAUCAUUUGCAAGGAAGGCGAACCAGUGACUAAAAAAAUAGAACACUUACCGGAUUGUAUAGACAACACUGCUUGUUUUCUUUCUAUUUGGGACUACAUCUAGCUAUUCGAAACUCGUGGCUUACCUACUCACCAGCUGAUUGGAAAUUAAUCAGCUACCUUGUAUAUUUAACUGUUAAUGCUAGCGCUCGACGUGGAUGUACGCCUGCCCGUACCGAUUCAGGAUCAGCUGUCUAUUCAACUGACCUGAAGCAGGGCUACUGAAAUGCUAUAACAACAGAUAUUGCUACUGCCAAAUAGAACACUGCUGUUCUCCUGAGAAGAUUAUUGCCGGAUUCGUUGAUGUAUUUGUCGUUCUCGAUUCAUUUCGUUGUCAUCAAUCGGUAGCUGGUAAUGUAGCCUCAAUACAGCUGAUGCCAGAAUGGAAUACGAUUGGAUCGGUCGUACGUAGAGGGUGUUGACGUGACGUUACCGGUGGUGGUGCUGCCGCUCUAAGAGUAGUUGCUGUUAGCAACGAUGAUGACGCUGGUGUCUUGCAGCUGAGAAAGAAAAGAUUUACUGCACCCGUUGCUUAGCUAGGAAAAAAAAGAAGUGCUUAAGCUGAUUGCGGUCAUUUUGCUGCUGCUUCUAGCCCAGCCGACGUUCGCGUCAAACGAGCGUCGCAAUCAGCAGGCGAAAAGUGUUGGCUGGGCCCCCCUCUAAAGAACAAAGCAAAAAGAAAACAUAACUGUAUUGUCCAGCGACUCGGAUUCUGACUGGCGCUGUUGGACUGAUUUGGUAGGUGGUAAAAGGCGAUGCUGGUAGAAGAAAAAUAGAGGAUUUAGUCUUGCGCGAAGGUCUAUGCCAUUGAAGAACGGUGUAUAUGGGAGCGUAGCAUUAUUUCUCUAUCGGAGCAAACGACUGUGGAUUGCCUUCGGAAUAAGUAGUGCUUGUCCGGUCAUUGGUGGUCACGGUUCUUGCCAGACUUAUCGAAUAGUCACGCAAAUUCGAAAGCCUCCGCUGCCGGCUAGACCAAGAAGCGAAACACGACUCUCUCCCAUCGCUGUUUUCCCAACGAUCAACUGACAAGCACUUAAUAGAAAAGGAUACACAAAACCUACCGUAACAGCGAUAGCGAAAGUGCAGAAAAUCGGCAAUAAAGUCCAGGUCAAGACUUUUUGUUAUCGAGCAGGACAGCGUAAGGACCAGCAGACAAAACGACGACGAAGACGGGAAGAGCAUCGAAUAAUUCUUGAUCCUACUGGAUUGCAGUCAUGGGCGAUCAGCUGACUGCUGAAGAGUUGAGGAAGAAACGCCUGGCUCGGCUAGCAACGCCUCCAGUAGAGGCUACGCCUGCAGUCACUGGUGGCGCUGCUCCAAUAGUGACCGCCCCUGUGAGUCCAGCUGUUCCUACGGCAUCCCCCCAUGGACCCCCUGGUUCCACAAUAACCACGACACCGUCCACUUCCAGUGUGCAUGGAAGCAAAAAGGAUAUAGAUGAUUUAUCGACUGUUGUUUCAGCAGCAACAGCUCGCAAAUCUUCAGAAGAUGCGACUGGCAUGGAGUUGGACGAGUCUACGAACCACAGCGUAAGUCAUAGCCAUGCGGGCGCUCAUCAUGCCGGAUCGAAGAAAGGCGGACCGGCUGGCCUACCAGUCGAAUCCUGUAAAAGACAGAAGUCAUUACAGGGCACGGAGCUAACCAGAGUUCCCGGAGUACACGCGUACGACCCAAGUACUGCACCUCCUCCGAAGCGGUCGACACCUGACAGCGACGCUGAAGCGAUGGAGGUAGAUGAACCGAGCUUCGAUAGAAGCACAACUGCAACAACGAUACCCUCAGCAACGGCCGGUGCAGUUGUCCAAGCACAACAUGCACGUGCGUUCGUUGCGUGCACGUCGAUAGUCAGCACAACCCAAACGAGUUCGACGACGACGACAACGACGACAACAAUGAACCGGAUGGAACCCACAAUAGGAGGGACGAUAGGGAGCGCAGAUGUCGCAGCAAAAAUUUCGUUGACCGAAAGUGACCCAAACUUCACCAGAAUGCAGGACACUAUUCGCAAAAUCCUACUCCCUGAAAAAGCUAAUCCAGUCUUGCUUGAAGUUGGUGCAAGCAUAAACCGUAGUACAGAUUUCACAGGCGUCGCUCACAUUGUUGUAGCUAAAUGUAUUGCCAUGUACAGAGAAGCAGAAAAUGAGGUGUCAAGACCCAAAGCUUCUGGGCCUACGAGCGCCUUCACAUCUGGAGCAGCCUCAUUGCCUGUCCCUGCUGAAUCCGACAAUCCAGUUAGCUAUCUGGCAGGCUGCUACGAGAGAACUUUUGUCCUGGAGAAGGAGCUCCUUCGACGAAGUGAGGGAUGUCCCAUACAAGAGGUGCUGACAGAAAUAAGAGUCCAGUGUCUAGCAUACAGCCGAUUACUUUUGUCUGGAGCGAUUACCUGCCGGUGGUUAGAGGCUAAAAGUCGAUCAGAGUGCUCGGCCCCUGAUGGCCGCGGCUCUUCGAGUUUACAUGAGCUGCACGAAGAGUUCUUCAACUCAAUGCUCCAAGAGAAAUUCCCGCCGAAUUUUGUCGUCGAUCUCAUAUUGGGCUGCAGUCAUGAGGAAUUUGCUAGUAUUUUCAAUCCGGUAAUCAAAAUGUUAUACAUUGGUAUGGGAGGUGCUUCCUACGCACAUCAGGGCUAUCGCGAGUACCUGAAGCUUUUACGGGAACUUUGCACUGUGAAGUACGCUUCGAGCAACGUUCGGCCGUUUUGCGAUUUACUGGUUUCUAACGAAGCCUUCCUACCACUCGAAGUUCUAGAUAGCCCAUACGCAGGCCUUGAGGUAAUGCAUCGAUCACUGCUUGGGCCGUUCCUUUCACUGAGCUUAUUUGCUCAGGACAACCCGGAGGUUGUUUCGGCUUUCUUCGGUGGAGAUCACUCGAUAUCGCCCAAUGGUGUAUCGCUAGUUGGGCGUAGUAAUCAAACAGAGGCCAGCGUGUUACAAGAUAUGAUGCACCUCAGCAGGCAGUUACUCUGCGAUAUUGUUCACGCUAUUCUAGUGAACCCAUCAUCACGGGCGAUUAUGCUUUCAUGGCUAGUAUCCGUCGUGAAAGCGAAUGAUAAACGAUCUCAAUUACGCCCUGAUGAUAUGGUCGUGGCGACAGAUGGCUUCAUGAUCAAUCUUAUGGUCGUAAUGCAACAAUUAAGCCUCAAAGUCCGCGCUGAUAAGGUGGACCCGUACUAUUUGUUCCACCCGACCAGUCAGCUGGGCGAGCACCAGUAUAGCGUCAGCAAGGACACGUGCCUUCGAAUGACAGAACAGGAGUUGAUUGAAUUUCGGGCCGAGCUUAAGGCUAAUCCGUCGUGGCAACAAAAGGAGACGAAGUUCACAACUGAAUGUAUGUUUCUUAGCGUUUACGUCCACCAUCUCUCCAUCGUUCCGUGUGUUCAACGAUACGUACGACGGUUACGCUAUAUUCGUGAGCUGCAACGUGCUGUCACUGAGUUGGAAGGAACCGAAAGCCUAUGGAAAGUUAUCCCUCACCUAAACAAUCAAAACAGUCGGAGCUUAGCAAAAUGGCGCAGUCAACUUAAGAAACUGCACAUCAGUAAACAGUCAGCUGAUGUGGUCCUCUUUGACCGGUCGUUGGUACUACGUUGUCUCGACUUCUACGACAAUCUCGCUCAGCUUCUUCUGCAUAUACUAGGCACGCCCGUUACGCAAACAAGCAGUAGCAGUAUGAUACCGCCUGUGUCAAAGCUGUUCUCCGCGAUGCCCGCCUGGUUUAUCGAAGACAUUGCCGACUUCAUUCUGUUUGUCAUCCAGCAUAAGCCUCGAUACGUCAGCGAAUUGAAUUCGGCGGCUUUGGUACACCUUCUCGUGUUGCUUGUAUGCGCCCCACACUAUGUUUCGAACCCUUAUCUGACAGCGAAACUUAUCGAAGUUAUGUUCCUGCUGUCGCCAGGCGUUCAGAAGUUCACCGAAAAGCUCUACCUGCAGAUUCGGACAAAUCCGAUUGCGGAACAGCAUCUGAUCGUGUCUCUAAUGAAAUUUUAUGCCGAUAUCGAAACGACGGGCGCAUCGAGCGAGUUCUAUGAUAAGUUUACGAUUCGCUACCACACUUCCAUCGUGUUCAAGUUGUUAUGGGAAAACCAGAAUCAUCGACACCAGGUGAUCGAGGAAUCAUCAAACGGGAAACAAUUUGUCAAAUUUAUUAACAUGCUCAUGAACGACACGACGUUUCUACUUGACGAAAGCCUACAGUCAUUGAAAAGAAUUCACGAGCUGCAGGAAGCGAUGAAGGAUCAGGCAGCGUGGACUUCCCAGCCACGUGAAGUUCAACAGUCACGGGCCGCGCAACUUGCCACGGAUGAACGGCAGUGUCGAUCCUAUCUGACUUUGGCGCGAGAGAGCGUCGACAUGCUGCAUUAUCUCAGCCAGGACAUCAAGGAGCCGUUCACAAGGCCCGAGCUUGCUGACCGUUUGGCAGCAAUGCUCAACUUCAAUUUGCAACAGCUGUGCGGGCCUAAGUGUAAGAAUCUCAAGGUUAAAAAUGGCGAUAAAUAUGGCUGGGAACCGCGCCGACUACUAAAUCAGUUGGUUGAUAUCUACCUGCAUCUUGACUGUGAUAAGUUCGAGCAGGCCAUCGCUAACGAUGAACGCUCAUACAGGCCUGAACUUUUCGAAGAUGCAGUGUCAAGAAUCAACAAGGCGAUGCUUAAGAGUGAUAGUCAAAUCAAGCAGUUCCAGGACCUAGCGGCUCGCGUCCACCGGGUGCUCAAGGAACGACGUGAGAUAGACUUCUCCGACGCUCCCGAAGAGUUCCGCGACCCGCUCAUGGACACACUUAUGGAGGAUCCUGUAUUGUUGCCGUCUGGCCACACCAUCGAUCGAGCCACCAUCGUGCGACACCUACUUAACUCUGCUACGGACCCCUUCAACCGGCAACCUCUUCAGGAGGACAUGCUUACCUCAGCUACGGAUCUCAAGGCAAAGAUCAUGGAGUGGAAAGCACAAAAAUAUCAAGCAGCAAGAAGCAGCGCGAGUGCAUCUCACAAAAUAGGCUGUGAAACUUGUCCAAUGGAGAAGAAAUCGAAUAAUGACGGAACAGGAGCCGGGCCCUCAAGUGGGCAAUCUUAGAUCGCUCAGAGGAUUACCCCCAGAGUAAAACUGGAAAUAAUUGAUGAGGGACGACCUAGCCAACAACAAGGAGACACCGUCACUAUAAUUAAUAGGGCAACAAACGAAUGAAGCACAAAUGCUGCUUGUGAAAAAAACUUCUUCGAAUUUCGUCUGCUUACAAACGUGAUGGGAUGACGAAGCGACACACGAAGAAACACCUGACGCAAACAAGCAACAAAAAACAAAACCCAAGCAAAUGCAAACAGAUUCAGACGGCCCUUAUUAGAAAUGCUUGGAUAACAACACAUCAUUUUUCGCCUUCAGAUAACAAUACGGAUUAAAAUAUUUCAAUUAAAAUAGGUCUCGAUUCUCAUCUCGAAAGUGCGAGCACUCUCGUUAGAAUCACAUUGAAGGCAUAUCGACAUGACUUCGACCCAGCGUUUACGAGAAAACCACUCCGGUUUUUUCUUCAGGCCAAAUUAACAGGCAAACUCUUGAUACUGGACGAAAUGGUUCGUAAGUCAAGAAUCAGAGAAAAUGAUAAAUGGACGUGGCGUGAUAGGGAGUGAUCAACAGUGUAUAUGAACAUGAUGGAUGCGAGUGUGAACCACAAUAUUAUGACUGAUGACAGUUUUAUAAAUUAUACCACGACCGACCGACCGACCAGCCGGAGUCUGUACAAAAAACUAGGAAUGAUUUAUAAAACAGCUGAAGCUGAAACAAUGUAGGUGUAAAUAAACGAUACAUGUUUUGCACUUAGCUCAC